Leopardus geoffroyi (Geoffroy's cat) is the source of this 1471-nucleotide messenger RNA. It is a transcript of the gene SPDEF, whose product is annotated as SAM pointed domain containing ETS transcription factor. NCBI's taxonomy places the organism in Eukaryota, Metazoa, Chordata, Mammalia, Carnivora, Felidae. The record is from RefSeq and is a predicted model, not a curated record. Bases 5 to 1468 code for a protein of 487 amino acids. Gene Ontology annotation, cellular component: nucleus. Gene Ontology annotation, biological process: regulation of transcription by RNA polymerase II; cell differentiation. Gene Ontology annotation, molecular function: DNA-binding transcription factor activity, RNA polymerase II-specific; sequence-specific DNA binding. The transcript is spliced from 6 exons.
UAUAAUGGGAAAUCAGGCCUGGCCAACUCUUCAUCUCACGGCUGCUUGCCUUCCUCCCAGCACAUUCCUGCACUCUGCCCGUGUCCACACUGCCCUGCAGAUCUGGAACCCCAGCCCACCACGGCCUCCAUGUAAGCCCCUCAGGCUAGGUCUUGCCACCGUGCGGGCAGGUGGCCCCAGGCUGGGAGCGAAGGGCUCCCUUACAGGGCACACAGCCCUGAGAUCUCAGAGGGCCACCCCUCGAGGGUGGCCAGGCCCCCAGCGGCCCACCCGAGUAUCACCUCUGCCCCCAGCCCUUCUGGCCUCUGGUCCCACUGCCCCCCCAGAUGCCUGGCUGAGACCCAGCGGUGGCCCGCGCUGCCCACGCCUCCUCCUGGCCCUCAAGGUUGGCUCCACGGUGGACGGCUCCCUGGGCACCAGGCAGACGACGGACACAGCCACCAGCCCAAGCAACGGCGGCAUGGGCAGCGCCAGCCCGGGCCUGAGCAGCGUGGCCCCCGGCCGCCUCCUGCUGCCCCCCGACGCUGUGUUGCGCACAGGCGUGGAAAAGGCGGCCGCGGGGGCGGUGGGGCCCGAGAGACGGGACUGGAGCCCCAGCCCGCCUGCCACGCCUGACCAGGGCCUGUCUGCCUUCUACCUCUCCUACUUUGACAUGCUGUACCCUGAGGAUGGCAACUGGGCCACCAAGGGCCCCGGGGCCAGCUCUCGGGAGGAGCCACCUGAGGAGCCCGAGCAGUGCCCUGUCAUCGACAGCCAAGCCCCCGGGGGCAGCCUGGACUUGGCACCGGGGAGUCUGACCCUGGAGGAGCACUCGCUGGAGCAGGUGCAGUCCAUGGUGGUGGGCGAGGUGCUUAAGGACAUUGAGACAGCCUGUAAGCUGCUCAACAUCACUGCAGACCCCGUGGACUGGAGCCCUGGCAACGUGCAGAAGUGGCUCCUGUGGACAGAGCACCAGUACCGGCUGCCCCCCGUGGGCAAGGCCUUCCAGGAGCUGGGGGGCAAGGAGCUGUGCGCCAUGUCGGAGGAGCAGUUCCGCCAGCGCUCACCUCUGGGUGGGGACGUGCUGCACGCCCACCUGGACAUCUGGAAAUCAGCGGCCUGGAUGAAAGAGAGGACUUCUCCUGGGGCGAUCCACUACUGCGCUUCCACCAGCGAGGACAGCUGGACCGACAGCGAGGUGGACUCCUCCUGCUCCGGGCAGCCCAUCCACCUGUGGCAGUUCCUCAAGGAGCUGCUGCUCAAGCCCCACAGCUACGGCCGCUUCAUCCGGUGGCUCAACAAGGAGAAGGGCAUCUUCAAAAUUGAGGACUCCGCUCAGGUGGCCCGGCUGUGGGGCAUCCGCAAGAACCGGCCGGCCAUGAACUACGACAAGCUGAGCCGUUCUAUCCGCCAGUAUUACAAGAAGGGCAUCAUCCGGAAGCCAGACAUCUCCCAACGCCUCGUCUACCAGUUCGUGCACCCCAUCUGAGGG